AUGGCGCCCUCUGCGACUGAUGAUGGCAUUCCCGCCUCCAAACUGCCCCCGCCUAGGGAAUACCCCCCAGCCAACAUCUUCCCCAUGAGGGAGGCUCGCUUCGACAAGCCCAUGGCCAUCCAGCACGACGGCCGUGAGAAGGCUCUCGCUCGGCCUCAGGGCACCUCCGCUAUUGUCAUCGAUAACGGCUCCAAUGCUGUCCGCGCCGGCUGGUCCUUUGAGGACAAGCCGCGCAUGAGCAUCCCUCCCAUCAUGUCCAAGUACCGCGAUCGCAAAGCUGGCAAGACGUAUUCCUUUGCCGGCAACGACUGCUACGCCGACGCCAACUCGAGGAGUCACGUUCGAAAUGCGUUUGAGCAGGGCACUGGCGUCGUCACAAACUGGGACGCCAUGGAGCAUGUGCUCGACUACAUCUUCCUCAAACUCGGCAUGAACAGCGCCGAGGGCAACAUUGACAUGCCCAUCGUCAUGACCGAGGCUGUCGCCAACUUUUCCUACGUCCGCAAGACCAUGAACGAGACGCUCUUCGAGUGCUACGGCGCCCCCUCCGUCGCCUACGGCAUCGACUCGCUCUUCUCCUAUCGCCACAACAAGGGCUCCACCGGCCUCGUCGUCUCCUCGUCCCAUACCUCGACCCAUGUCAUCCCCGUCUACAACCAGAAGGCCAUGCUCGCCCAAGCCACCCGCCUGAACUGGGGCGGCUGGCACUCGGCCGAGUACCUCCUCAAGCUCCUUAGGCUCAAGUAUCCCGCCUUUGUCGGCAAGCUGAGCCCCUCGCAGGCCGAGCACAUGGUGCGCGAUCACUGCUAUCUCUCUGCCGACUACGAUAACGAACUCUCCGGCUACCUUGACUGGACUGGCCUUGAGGACCGCGACGUCGUCAUCCAGUACCCCUACACCGAGGAGGUCAUCAUCGAGAAGACGGAGGAGGAGCUGGCCAAGAUUGCCGAGCGCAAGAAGGAGAGCGGUCGCCGCUUGCAGCAGCAGGCUGCCAAGAUGCGUCUUGAGAAGCUCAUGCGCAAAGAGGAGGAGCUCGAGUACUACAAGAAGCUCCAGUCCCGUCUCGAGGCCCUCACCAAUAAGAAGGAUGUUCGCCGCCUGCUCGACGCCGAUGAGCUCAAAGACGAGGCGGCCCUCGAGAAGACGAUCGCUGUCCUCGACAAGGCCGUGCGCAAGGCCCGCACCAAGGACGUCGGCGGCGAGGAGGAGGAGGAGCAGCAGGCGCCGCCCAACUUUGACCUCCUCGACGUUCCCGACGACCAACUCGACGACGCCAGCAUCAAAGCUAAGCGACAGCAGCGCCUCCUCAAGUCCAACCACGACGCGCGCGCGCGCGCGAAAGCCGAGAAGGAGGCGGAAAAGGCCCGCAUUGCCGAGGCAAAACGCCUUGAUGAGGAGCGCCGCGAGAACGACCUGGAGGGCUGGCUCGACGAGCGCCGCCAGAAACGCGCCGACGCGCUGCUCAAGAUGAAGGAGCGUGAUCGCCUUAAGCAGGACCUCGGCAACCGUAAAUCCCUCGCCUCGCAGUCGCGCAUGAAGACCAUUGCCAACCUUGCCGCCGACGAGCCCACGCGCAAGCGACGCCGUGGCGGAAACGACGACACGUUUGGUGCCGACGACGACGACUGGGGUGUCUACCGCACCAUCACCGUCGGCGACAACAGCGACGACGAGCAGGAGGAGGAAGAUUUGCAGGCCAACCUCAAGUCCUACGAACACGACCUCCUCCGCUACGACCCGGACUUCACCUACGAGCACACGCACGAGGCCCAGCUCGACUGGUCCAAGUCGAUGCUCCACGCCUUUGCCCGCGGGCCGCGCCCCUUUGACACGGCGUCCCAGGCCGAGGCGAACCAGAUCCACCUCAACGUCGAGCGCAUCCGCGUGCCCGAGGUCGUCUUCCGGCCCUCCAUCGCCGGCGUCGACCAGGCCGGCCUCGUCGAAAUCACGGGCGACAUUCUGACCCACCGCCUCGUCGACCAGGUCGGCGGCAGCGACGCCUUUCUGAAGGACGUCUUCCUGACGGGCGGCAACACGCUCUUCAAGAACUUUGACCAGCGCCUGCGCGACGGGCUCGCGGCACUGCUGCCGGCGGGCGCGCCGCUGCGGACGCGUCGCGCGGCAGAUCCGCUGCUCGAUGCGUGGAGGGGUGCCGCCGAGUGGAGCGGCGGCGACGCGUGGAAGGCCGCCGCCGUGACAAAGGCCGAGUACGAGGAAAAGGGGCACGAGUACCUCAAGGAGCAUGAUUUGGGAAACAGCUGUCCCCCUGUAUGA
This is a messenger RNA of Verticillium dahliae VdLs.17, 2274 nucleotides long. RefSeq lists its product as uncharacterized. The transcript is spliced from 3 exons. The coding region runs from base 1 to 2274 and encodes 757 amino acids. Lineage: Eukaryota; Fungi; Ascomycota; Sordariomycetes; Glomerellales; Plectosphaerellaceae. Gene Ontology annotation, biological process: regulation of DNA-templated transcription. Gene Ontology annotation, cellular component: Ino80 complex; cytoplasm. The record is from RefSeq and is a predicted model, not a curated record.